This is a messenger RNA of Strongylus vulgaris, 339 nucleotides long. The record is from the annotation of a GenBank genome assembly. NCBI's taxonomy places the organism in Eukaryota, Metazoa, Nematoda, Chromadorea, Rhabditida, Strongylidae.
AUGUCGAGUGUUAAGGUAUCACUUUUGAAUAAGCAGAAAGAGGACAAUGGUGAGAUGGUGUAUGCCCCUGGAUUCAAUAGCCUUGUAGAGCUCCAUGGGCAGGAAUUUCGAAAAGCAAUAGAUCACGUUUAUGGUAGCCGUAUUAUCGCCAUGAAACGUUGCGAUGAAAGCCUUCCUAAACUUGUGGUUGACUGCCGCUUUCUUUCCGAGUUUACAACUUACGUCAGGCAAAUUCAAACAUUGCAUGAUGGUAAUUGGACUUCACGACAACCUUUCGACAUCACUGUGGCAAAUUUUCGCCCAGAUAGUCAACUUGCAGAGAUCGUGAAAAGGUUGUGA